This is a messenger RNA of Ixodes scapularis (black-legged tick), 1170 nucleotides long. RefSeq lists its product as uncharacterized. The coding region runs from base 1 to 1170 and encodes 389 amino acids. Gene Ontology annotation, molecular function: metallopeptidase activity. Lineage: Eukaryota; Metazoa; Arthropoda; Arachnida; Ixodida; Ixodidae. The transcript is spliced from 13 exons. The record is from RefSeq and is a predicted model, not a curated record.
AUGCGCUCGGGAGAGCAUGGAAGCAUCGCGGUACAUCCGAAAAUAUCCCUACCCUACGCUGCUAUGCUGGUACGAGAAAAUCCAGGCAUAUACCUUUCGUCGCUAUGGGGCGUUCGACCACCACUUCUGCUGCUGCUCUUCAUAUUUAUUCUGAGGAUUCCAAACGCAGAGAUGUGUCAAAGCCACACACCACCGGUACCUACAAAGCCCCCCUCAGUUCCCUCGCAGACACGUCACGUUAACUUAUAUCUCCUGUCGGACUACUCGCACUGCCAGCUGUUUAGGAAUAUUGGAGAUCAGCAUCUUUACAUGAAGGUUCUGACAAACGGAGUGAGAGCAACCUUCAGCGGACUGCCACACGAGCUGGGACUCAAUGUCAGGCUCGUUGGAAUCGACUGCCUAAACAUUUCCGAACAAGCCAAGAUGUAUAAAACCAGCCUCCGGGACGGCAAGUUGGAUGAGAAUAGUGCUUGGUUCGGUUUAAUGUUUUUUGCAUCACAAAACGCGAAGCGGUUUGAAAAUGCUACGAUCAUCGUAAUGUUAACGCAGUACGCCUUCCAGGAUGUAACUAAAACUGGCUACUCCGUCCUUGGUGGAUUAUGCAGUAAAGAUCAAGUAGUACUCGUCAGCGAUGAACACGCACUCUACCGCAUUCAAGGGGUCGUGGCGGAGCACAUCUUGAGAGUGAUGGCCGUGAAUUUGGAGGAGGAGGCGCUUGAGAAAUGCGUAAAGAAUAAAAACGUACUGCCCCAAUGCGGUUUGGAUAUGCUCAAGGCUUCGCUCGCCCGCGUACCCCAACACUGCUUUCGACCAAGAGGACAGGAAGUUUCCCAAGUCACGAGCUUGCCUGGCGACAUCGUCAAUUUGUCGGAACUCUGCAAAGCAAUGUAUCCCGACGAACCGAAAAUGCAACACUGUUUCGAACACGAGGACACUGGGAUGCAUCGCUUCUAUACAGUGUACAAAUGCGAGUUAACCUGCUGUGUCUGGAAGAGCAGUCUGGAUAGAAAAUUGCGUGUAGCUGCAUCAAUACAAGGUCUUCGAUGCGGUACCAAAAAUCAGUUUUGCGUCAACGGCGCUUGCUACAACCGUGAAGAAUGGAUCAAGGAGCACCUUCCUAAUGGUUCCCUCGACAUCCGUCCAGACGUUCCGCGCAAGAGACCGUUUUAA